AUGACUACCGAAGAUAACGCUCACAAACAGAUGCAAAUCAAGAUACUAUACUCGUUUGAUGAUAAUCCAACAACAUUCCUCUCCAGAUCAACUCAACAAUAUUCAGUGCAAACGGCCGAGGUUCCCAUUCAGUCAUCAUUAUCGGAAGAGCCGGAGCUCAUAACUCUAGGGGCGUUUGAACUUCGAAGUUGUAUCAAACAACUACUCCAGUCUAAUCCGGAAAACUUCAAGCUCCAUUCAGAAGAUUAUGCUGUUUACUACAAAGAUAUAACUGAACAACCAGAUGAGCCUUUUGUUUCAAAUGGUGUACUUUCAUCGCUUGUAUCGUCCAAAGAAUCUUGUCUAAUUCCGGGUCGGGUUUGUCAAAACGUAUCAGCCAAUUUUCUAUUUGGCAACAAAAAGAAGGCGUCAUCAUUGACAUUAGAAAUUAGGUUGAAACUACAUACUAUUGAAGGUGCCCCUGCUUUUGCGUCUCCGGAAAAUGUGUCACAACCACAGCAGCAGCAACUGCAGUUGCAACGCCACCAACUGCAACCUAGACAGCCGCUAUCAACUAUAAAUAGUUCCCACAAUGACAGGAAAAGGCCGUACGAGUCCUCACACAAGUCAAUGUACAACUCCGCCAAAGCCACAAGAACGUUAUCGUUGCCUUCUUACUCAAACAUUCAAAACAUACGACAAGCCGAUCGAGCCAACAUAAUCACUCGCUAUAAUAGGGAGAAUGUUGAGAAUAGGUUCAAGCUGGCGCCAUUUUUCCAGGAAAAGGCUGUGUAUGAUAGUGGGAAGAAAAGACCAAAGUACUCUUCAGGAACUACUACAUCACUGCAACAGAGCAAACCAAGUCCGACUCCUUCGCAGCUUAUACCACAAAGAGCUGUUCGUACCAGAUCAAUGUUUACAAACACCCCGAUUAUGGUCUCAUCGCCAAUCAAUGAAGAAUCGUACUCAUCUGAUGACCCUGAAUACAAAGCUAAUGAAGACAAUAAUGAAUGUGUUGAGGAAGAGGAAGAUGAAGAGGAGGAGGAAGAGGAAGAUGAAGAGGAGGAGGAAGAGGAAGAUGAAGAUUACAAUGCUACAUCUCCGUACACUCCUCAACAACCACCAUAUGUUAAUAAAGAAACACCUCCGGAGUUGCCUGAAGACUUGGAUAGUAAGCGAACUCACACAAUAACCAGCGCGAAAUUGCCCGACAACCAUGGCUUGGUAUGCAUCAACUCGUGUUGCCGAACUCAGUCAUCAAUUGCAUGGAAAUAUUUUGAAACUGAAUAUAAACCUCACUUUUCAGCACUUAUACGAGCUACUGAAUUUGACAAAAGACAUUAUGAAGGAAUGCUUGGUCCUUUAUGUAAUGCUUGUUUCCUAUUUUACAAAAACAAGGGGUUUAUGAGACCAGAACAUGUUGUGAGAAAGUACAAUCAACAGCAACGAUACACUCAGAAAUUGAAAAUGAAAAAUUCAAAAGAGGAGGAAGCAGAGAAUACAAAAACGUCAUCGUCAUCAACACUCAAUGCCAUUGCCAAUAAAAAGAAUUUCCAUUCCUCUCCGAAAACAUUUUUAACUCCAUCCCAUACCCCAUCAGCAAUCAACCAAGUCAUUCAAAAUAAGUACCAUAGUGGUCAAAACCAUCAGCAUUAUCACCAACAGCACAAUCCGCUACCAUCGGGACAAACACCUGACUAUCAUGAUCUACUUAAUCAACUAAAUGUGUAUGGUGGUCCGUCCACUGAUAUUGAUCCAUUACCAGGUACAACUCCGCCAAUGCUUGCAACAAAGUCCAAUACCAGGAUCAUCAAUGUUGCCGAUAAUGAGGCCAAACGAGCAACCAAACAAAAUACCACUGUGAUUGAUUUCUACGAGGGCGAAGAUAAAGAAAAUUGCCCACCGCAAGAAGUAAGCAAUAAGGAAAUUGCAGAACUCGAUGCCAUGUUGCAAUCUAUCCACGAUGAUUCUAAUUCCAAUUGGAUGAAUUUCUUUACUGAUUCAGUCAGGAAAGAUGAAAACAGUCCCAAUUCCAAAACCCCUGUUGAUCAAAAUCCAAUCACAUUGUUGAAGAAAUCGUCAAUUCGAUCACCAGCAAAUUCAUCGAAUAAGCUGUCAAUGGCAAACAUGCCUAGCUCUCCAUACUUGUCAGCACAAUCACAAACUGACAACAAUCAUAAUGAAUUGGAUGAUGAUGUCGUCUUGGGCAGUGCAACGUUCAAGCAAGGUGGGUCGUCGUCUCCACAACAUGCUGCCAGGACAGAUACGGCAACUCUGUUGAUGAAUUGGCAACACAAUCCAAAUAACCCGGCAUUGAAAGAUUUGGGCUCAACUCCGAAUACUGACUUUUUUUCCAAUAUGGAUCAAGAGGGAGAUAAGUUUGAUGGAGAUGUAAAUGUUGCUUUGAGCACGGAGAAUGUGCAAACUAGUUGA
Lodderomyces parapsilosis is the source of this 2412-nucleotide messenger RNA. RefSeq lists its product as uncharacterized. The transcript has a single exon. The coding region runs from base 1 to 2412 and encodes 803 amino acids. Gene Ontology annotation, biological process: regulation of transcription by RNA polymerase II; rDNA heterochromatin formation; silent mating-type cassette heterochromatin formation. The record is from RefSeq and is a predicted model, not a curated record. Lineage: Eukaryota; Fungi; Ascomycota; Pichiomycetes; Serinales; Debaryomycetaceae. Gene Ontology annotation, molecular function: zinc ion binding; sequence-specific DNA binding.